Gopherus flavomarginatus (Mexican gopher tortoise) is the source of this 1224-nucleotide messenger RNA. RefSeq names its product perilipin-3-like. Gene Ontology annotation, biological process: lipid storage; positive regulation of triglyceride storage. The record is from RefSeq and is a predicted model, not a curated record. NCBI's taxonomy places the organism in Eukaryota, Metazoa, Chordata, Testudines, Testudinidae. The transcript has 6 exons. Bases 1 to 993 code for a protein of 330 amino acids. Gene Ontology annotation, cellular component: cytosol; lipid droplet.
AUGUCCUCUAAGACGACCAAACUAGAUGUUGUUUCCUCAGAGAACUGGGAACAGAAGAAGCAGUGUAAUGUCUUGAAGAAACCGAGUGGCCUACCCUUCAUUAGCUCUUUCUGUGAUUUGGUUUCCACUAAAUAUACUUCCAUCAAAAAGAGACAUUUGUACAAUAAAUCUUUGUGUACUGGAGCAGAGAAAGGAGUGAAGACCAUUAAUGAAGUUGCGGUCAGCAGUGUACAGCCAGUUUUGAAUACCCUGGAACCUCAACCUGCAACAGUAAACUGCAAGGGUCUAGAGUCAGUGGAGGAGAAGCUGCCAAUACUUUGUCAGACCGCUGAUCAGCUUGUUUCAGAUGUAAAGGACUUCAUGAGGUUUCCCAAAGUGAAGGGGGAAAAUGAUGCAGUGACCAACACAAACACAGGAGUGGUCGACCUGACCAAAGAAGCCAUCCAGACCAGUAUGGAGACCCCCAAAUCAGCAGUGAUUAAUGUUAAACCUACAGUUUUUGCAGAAAGGAAUGGCAUGGCUCAGCAGCAGCAAGAUUAUGACAGUUACUGGGUGUGUUUGGGCUCCAUGAUGACCAAAUUCCAGCAAUGUGCUUACCAGCAUUUCCAGAGCAAGGUCAGGGAUGCCGGCCAAAGCAUCUGGGAGGCUCUUCAAACUAGUUCCCUGUUGCUGAAAUAUUGCAUCAUUGCCUUGAUUCAGAUAAUCACCCAACCCCUGAAGACCAUCUACCAGAUACUACUGGUUAUUAUUGAACACUUUCCCAUCAACUUUCAGGACAAGAUGCAACAAGUUUCCCAUACCACAGAAGUACUCCAUGCUUCAGUCUCCACUCUUGAUUCCUUCCAAGAUCUGUCUAGACAAAUCCUCUCCCAAAUAUGGGAGAAAGUGACCAAGGAGGAGGAAGAUAUGAAUGAGCUGCUGGAGUAUGUGGUGUACAGUACACCUCUCUGUUGGUUUGUGGGACCCUUCAAUGCUUUAAGAGGUAGAACAUAAGCAGACUCCACAGAAACUGUAGAAUAUGGAUAAGAAGGCGCACAUAACAAGUGACACUGCAGAAGUUUGGAAACUGUUACAGGACAGGACUUCUCGGUGGAGCUAAUUUAUUUGUAGAAUUGUCAAGUUUGUCAAACGAAAGCUUUGAUCUUUGUGAACUCAGCUCUGAGAUUAGAGUUGAGUCUCAGAAUAGCCUGGAAGUAAGUAAAUAAAUCGGGUUCUUUGAAAGUC